AUGAAUAGAUUGAAAGAAAAUUGUUGCAUUGCAAGUUUAAGUAAAUACCAAUUUAUUUUUACAUCUAAGUUCAACUUGAGUUUUGGCCACCCAAGGCAAGAUAUUUGUUCUUUUUGUGCCGAACAGUUAACAAAGAUUCAAAUUGAAAAUGAUGAAGAUAUGAAAAUUGAACUUCAUUUAGAAUUAAAAGUACACCAAAGACGAGCAAAACGGUUUUUUGAACUAUUGAAGGAAGAAUCACCUGAUAGUGUUUCUGUAUCUUUUGAUAUGAUGCAAACACAGCCUUUGCCUAAAUUAUCAGUUACUGAGGUAUUUUAUAGUAGGCAAGUAUGGCUGUACAAUUUAACUUUUGUCAUAGCUGCACCAACUCAAAGCCCAGAAAACUGUUAUUUAUACACAUGGACAGAAUGUGAAAGUGGAAGGGGUCCAAAUGAAAUGUGUUCGUCACUCGUAGAUUUUUUAGAAAAUUUAGAAAGCCGACUGAUGUUAAAGGAAUCACCUCCCACAACCCUCAACUUGUUUUCAGACUCUUGUUCUGGCCAAAACAAAAACAAGUUCACCAUGAUAACAUUACUCUAUUACAUAAACCACAAAACAACUAUAUUCAAACAAAUUAAUCAUAUAUUCCCGGUAAGGGGGCAUAGCUAUAUGCCACCAGAUCGGGUAUUUGGACGUAUCGAACAAGUAUUGAGAAAAAAAGAAUCUAUUAUUUCUCCAUCUCAAUACUAUGAGAUUUUUAAGAGGUUUUGUACAGUAAAAGUGUAUGGUCAGGACUUCUCCAUCUAUGAUUAUAAGAGUGUGGUAAAAAAUCUGGUAAAAACCAAAUUCGAUUUUAAAUCAACUGAACAGAAAAUAUAUACAUACACCAAGGGAGAAAAAACUGUUGGAGUUUCCAAAACCUAUGGAGGAAUACCAACAAAAAUCGAAGUUGUUAAAAGAAACUCUAAUCUUGGUACGUUGUUUAAUAAUCUUGUACAGCUACCAAAAACUAACCAUGUAAAGUUACCUAAGCAAAACGAUGUUAAAAAAUUACUGAAGUACUUUAACAUUCCUGAAGACUCUACACAGUUUUAUGAAGAUAUCUUCAAAAAUAGUGAAGAUGUUGGAAAUGAAGACCUAGAAAAUGUAUAUGAUGAAGAUAAUGAUUGA
Messenger RNA from Macrosiphum euphorbiae (potato aphid), 1149 nucleotides. NCBI's taxonomy places the organism in Eukaryota, Metazoa, Arthropoda, Insecta, Hemiptera, Aphididae. The record is from the annotation of a GenBank genome assembly.